This is a messenger RNA of Echinops telfairi (small Madagascar hedgehog), 1943 nucleotides long. RefSeq names its product gasdermin D (gene GSDMD). The record is from RefSeq and is a predicted model, not a curated record. Gene Ontology annotation, molecular function: phosphatidylinositol-4-phosphate binding; phosphatidylinositol-4,5-bisphosphate binding; phosphatidylserine binding. The transcript is spliced from 11 exons. The coding region runs from base 342 to 1796 and encodes 484 amino acids. NCBI's taxonomy places the organism in Eukaryota, Metazoa, Chordata, Mammalia, Afrosoricida, Tenrecidae. Gene Ontology annotation, cellular component: NLRP3 inflammasome complex. Gene Ontology annotation, biological process: pyroptotic inflammatory response; defense response to bacterium.
CUGGCACAUCUUUGCCCCUGCACACUCUGAAGCCUCUCUAACAAGGAAGACCCCUCUAAGGAGGAAGACCCUCUAAGGAGGAGGUAGGCGCUUGCUUCCCACCGCUGCUGCCCCUUCGCGGUGGCCCCGGGGAGUUUUCCGGAAGGCGCAGCUGCGGCAGGCCGCCCGGUUUCACUUUGAGUUUGAGCAAGUCCGCUUUGGAGUCUUGGGCCCCGCACCUCCGACUCGUCUCCGCUGCUGGCCUGGCUUCAUUCCGCGCGCCGGACUCUCUGGGGCACUUCUGUGGAGGAGGCAUCCAAGGAAUAGGCUGCUGCUCUGCCUGAAGUCUCCCUGCUUAGGGCAUGCCGUCAGCCUUUGAGGGCGUAGCCCGAAGCGUGCUCCUGGAGCUGGACCGCCAUGGGGACCUCAUUCCUGUGGACAGCCUGCGGAACGCCACCAGCUUCCAGCCCUACUGCCUGCUAAGCAGGAAACCCUCCACCUCCUGGUUCUGGAAGUCGCGCUACGAGGCUGUCAAUCUCUCCAUCCGGGACAUACUAGAGCCCGACGGCCCCGAACCAGAGUUGCAGCGCGGGGGCCCCUUCCACUUCCACGACACGGUGGAUGGGCAGCUGCAUGGCAGCGUGGAGCUGAGCAGCCUUGGCCAGGGCAAGAUCUCGGGCGGGGCCACUGUGUCCGGGAGCUCCAGCGCCUCCAUGGAAGUGUGCUCGCUGCGCGUCGAUCCCAGCGUCUGGGGGGUCCUACAAAAGGAAAGGCACCUGCGGAAGCCGGAACACAAACUCCUGCAGCAGCUGCGAAACCAGCGGGCCAACGUGUUCAUAGUGACUGAGGUCCUGCAGACACAACAGGAGGUGGAGGUCAACCGCACCCGCAAACAGGAGGGUUCAGGUCACUUCUCGCUGCCGGGAGCCGUGUGCUUGCAGGGCCAAGGCCAGGGCCACCUGAACUGGAAGAAGACGGUCACCAUCCCUUCUGGCAGCACCCUUGCCUUCCAGGUGGCCCAGCUGGUCAUCGACUCUGAGUGGGACAUCAUCUUCUUCCUGGACAGGAGGCAGAGUACCUUCAGAGAGCCCCUGACAACCACAGGACUGCACCCACAAGGUGCUCGCCUGCUGCCACCCUCCUACCUCUCAUCGCUGAUGCAGUCCAUCUGGCAGAACUCUAGGCUCCAGAGUGAUGGGUUGGAGGGGUGGGCAUUGCCCACUGAGGACUUCACGGGCCUGCGCACAGAAGUGGAGACCCAGGCUGAGUUGCUGGAGCCCCUGAGCUGUGGGCUACGGCGGCAGCUGCUGGAGGCGCUGGGGAGCCUGCUCCCGGACAUGCUGGCCCUGAAGGCUCUGGAGGAGGCUCUGGAGCAGGGGCUGAGCAGCAAAAGGGUGGAGCCUCGUGAUUCACCAGAGGGUGCUGUGCUCGAAUGCCUGGUGCUGCACUCCCGGGAGCUGGCCACGGAGCCGACUGCCCCCAUCUACUAUCUGCUGGGGGCCCUGGCUGCUCUGACUGAGACCCAGCACCUGCUGCUGGCCCAGGCACUGAGCACAAGAAGCCUGUCUGGACAGCUGGAGCUGGUGGAAAGCCUAUUGGAGCAGAGUUCCCCAUGGCAGGUGCCCAAGGAAGUGUCUCUACCGCUGGGGAGCAGCUGGUGUGAGGACACCCCUGCCUGGGUCUUGCUGGAGGAGUGUGACCUGGAGCUGCAGGUGGAUUCCCCCCAGGUGUGCUGGAAACCCCAGGCCCAGGGCCCCACAUGUGCGCUCUACGCCGCCCUGGUGGUGCUAAACAGGCUUGCCCAGGAGCCAUGCUAAGAGUGGCCUUUCCCUGAGGGCCACACCGUAGGCCGGACGGGUCACCUGGCCAGUUCGAGAGUGUCUGAGGCCUAAAAGAGAGAGUGAGCUCUGGGGAAGCUUUUACUCUCUUGAAUUUUUAUUGUGGAAUAAAUGAAAAGACUUCAA